AUGCACCCAACGCAGCGCGAGGAACGCGCCAGUGUGAACUGGCACAGCGCCUCGCACGGCGCCUUGUCGUCUGCUGGACCGCAACGGAGAAAUGACGAAUCCUGGGUCGAGAUCUCCUCCCAGCCCUCCUCUUCCUCCCUUUCCUCCAUCGGUGACGAGAUCGUGACGACCGGCUUGAGGGUCGGAAACCCACCCACUGCCCGCCGCCGUCGGGUCCAACCUCCUGGGCCACGAUCCUACCACGUCGACCAGGCUGCUAUCCAGGGAGGCACCAGCAGCCAGGAAGAAUACGAGGAGACGGAGAGUGAAGAGGACAGGCUCUUGUCGAGCUCCAACGAGAACGUUCAACAGCCCAUCCGUCAGUCUUUCCAGAGACCGGCCCAGUCGGCGUCGGAGGACUCCGAUGACGACUACGAUAAUGCCACCGCACUGGGCAGAGUCUCCGACGAUCCAGUCUUUCGUCCACACCCCAACGCCUUUUCUCACCCACCAGGGCUGGGCAGCCGCCGCCACUCGACAAACACAUCCAUGCCGUCGCACCCUCACAGCCGGGUACGCCCUGCGCUGAGCCAGCGCUCGCAGACACGCGUCUCGCGCGGCCCCGGCCACUUCAUGUCCCCGUCCUACCAAGCCGACCACGACGAAGCUCUCCGCACGUCGCUGACGACCCUGCUCUCCUGCGCCGCCGCCGCCCGCGGCCUGCCUAAGUACAAGGACGCCGAGCAGCAAGGAGCCCCUCCCACCCUCGCCGGCGUCGGCCCCAGCACCCGGCCCGUCGAGCUCCGCCUCAUGCCCGAAGCCGAGCUCAUGGCACCCACCCCCGUCCCCGAGCCCAUCCCACGCGCCAAAUCCCCAGCCCGCUCCCGCGCAGCGACGACCACGUCGCCCUCACCCGGCGACGGCGUCGACAAGCACAAGCGCAGCGCCUCGUCCCAGACGCGUUCGGCCCGCGUGUCCAAGAAGAAAAAGGUCGCCAUCGACGACGGCACGACGACCCUCAUGAGCCCGACGCUGCUGACGUGGGUCAUGAGCGCUGGCGUCGUCGUCCUCGUGUCCGUCGUCGGGUUCGGCGCCGGCUACGUCAUGGGUCGAGAGGUCGGCCGACAGGAAGCCUUUGCCAGCGCCGGCGCCGGUGUCAACGCCUCCUCCGUGGCCGCCGACUCGUCGUCCUGCGGCCGGGAGGUGAUUCGCUCCUCCGGCGGGCUGCGACGGCUCCGCUGGGGAGCAAGCGUCGUCGCCUCGAGCUGA
Messenger RNA from Verticillium nonalfalfae, 1248 nucleotides. RefSeq lists its product as uncharacterized. The coding region runs from base 1 to 1248 and encodes 415 amino acids. The record is from RefSeq and is a predicted model, not a curated record. Lineage: Eukaryota; Fungi; Ascomycota; Sordariomycetes; Glomerellales; Plectosphaerellaceae. The transcript has 2 exons.